GGAUUUUGGUGGAAACGUGGAUCCUUUAACAAAAUCGAUCUACUUAAAGUGCGGCCAAUUAAGUUUGUUGAGGUUAGUGAUCAAAUCAUCUUUAAUUACUACUUAAUUAACGUGUGGCACAGUUGUAUUAUAUAUGUAGAUAUGUGAAUCCACCUAAUUCAAGAAUUCCUCACACAAUAUAAAAAUCACACCAAAUAUAUCUAUUCACAACGGUCGGUUGCACACAGAUGAACCGCCUCCUCUUCCUAGUCUUAGCUACCUUCAUCUCCCAUUCUUGCCAAAUUGAUCUCUAUCUCCACAACAUUCAAAUUCAAAAACCCUAAAAAUUUGAAAUCACACAAAUAAUCGAUAGUUAAGCCUAGUUAAGAAUGAGGUGUGUUGUUUCCGAGCUGGAGGGCAGCCUUUUGAAGGACCCUAAUGUCUUCUCGUAUUUCAUGCUGGUCGCAUUCGAGGCUUCCGGGCUUAUUCGUUUCACGCUGCUUCUGAUGCUGUGGCCCCUCGUCCGCCUCCUCGAGGCACGUGGGAGGGGCGACGUGGGGCUCAAGCUCACCGUGUUCGUGGCCACAGCCGGGGUUCGUUUCAGGGAGAUUGAGGCCGUGACGAGAGCCGUUUUACCCAAGUUCUUCUUUGAUGAUUUGAACAUGGAAGCGUGGAGGGUUUUCAGCGGCGGGGAUAGGCGAGUUGUGGUGAGCAAGAUGCCCACUGUUAUGGUGGAGAUGUUUGUCAAGGAUCAUCUGAGGGCCGACGAGGUCGUCGGAACCCGGCUCUCCGUCAACCGGUUCGGCUUCGCCACCGGUUUUUUGGAGAGUGAUUUUGGUUCGAUUACUAAGGAUGUGGGCGAGUUGUUUAGGGAUGAUCGGCCUAGUGUGGGAGUUGGCAGGCCUAGUUGUGGUUGUGGUCCGUAUUUUUUACCUAUAUGUCAGGAACAAUGGCAUCCGUGGUUUGCAAAUGUGAAACCGUCUCACAAUGAAAAACAAUUCAUCCGCCCACUCCCGGUGAUCUUCCACGACGGCCGCCUGGCGAAGCGUCCGACACCGGCGGCUGCGUUUCUAAUCCUUCUAUGGAUCCCUCUAGGGGCCCUCCUAGCGGCCAUCCGGAUCUCAGUCGGCCUAAUGCUACCCAUGCGGGCCAUACCGAGCGUGGCCCCCGUCUUCGGCGGCCGGGUGGUGGUCAGAGGCACCCCUCCUCCGCCGGCCUCCGCCGCCAACUCCGGCGUCCUAUUUGUCUGUACGCAUCGAACCCUAAUGGACCCAGUGGUCCUCUCGGCCGUGCUCCGGCGGCGGAUCCCGGCGGUGACCUACUCCAUAUCCCGGCUGUCGGAGAUUCUCUCCCCGAUCCCCACGGUCCGCCUCACCCGAAUCCGUGACGUGGAUGCCGCCAACAUCAAGCACGAGCUCGAGAAGGGCGACCUCGUGGUGUGCCCCGAGGGGACAACGUGCCGGGAGCCGUUCCUGCUCCGGUUCAGCGCGCUCUUCGCCGAGCUGACCGACCGGAUUGUGCCGGUGGCGAUGAACUACAGGGUGGGGUUCUUCCACGCCACGACAGCGCGCGGGUGGAAGGCGAUGGACCCCAUCUUCUUCUUCAUGAACCCGCGGCCUGUGUACGAGGUCACGUUCCUCAACCAGCUGCCGGCGGAGGCCACGUGCUCCGCCGGCAUGAGCCCGCACGACGUGGCCAAUUACGUGCAGAGGAUCCUGGCCGCCACGCUGGGGUUCGAGUGCACCAACUUCACGCGGAGGGAUAAGUAUCGCGUGCUCGCUGGGAACGACGGCACGGUCGCCCAGGCGACUAAUCCGGUGAAGGAAGUGCUCUGCGUGUUGAAGAAAGUGGUCGGGAGUUUCAUAUUCACUAGUUUAUGAGUAAUUUGUUUACUUUAUUUAUAUUCUUAUUAUUUUGUGUGUCUAUAUUUAGCUGAUGUGUUUUUUUAAUUGGGAAUUUAUGGGGCUACGGUUUUUAUUUAAUAAUGUAGAUUUCGAAUUAAAAUAUACAAAAACUUUUAGCAAA
Messenger RNA from Salvia miltiorrhiza (redroot sage), 2004 nucleotides. RefSeq names its product glycerol-3-phosphate acyltransferase 5-like. Gene Ontology annotation, cellular component: membrane. Gene Ontology annotation, biological process: cutin biosynthetic process. The transcript is spliced from 2 exons. The record is from RefSeq and is a predicted model, not a curated record. Gene Ontology annotation, molecular function: glycerol-3-phosphate 2-O-acyltransferase activity; phosphatase activity. Bases 369 to 1859 code for a protein of 496 amino acids. Lineage: Eukaryota; Viridiplantae; Streptophyta; Magnoliopsida; Lamiales; Lamiaceae.